CAUGCUUUUGAAAGUAUCCUGCUGCGUAUUUAUUGGAAGAUAUUCUGAGGCAACUGAAUUUCAAGUGUUCUCAAAUGAAAGUGAUAAAGAAAUUUUGGAUAUAUUGCUGCUUCGCAGUGAAUAUGACAAAAGAAUUAGGCCACAAAAUCUCACAAAAAUUCAAGUGAAUGUUCUUCUACACUCUUUAUCUUCUCCUGAUGAAUCAAGCUUGAAUUAUGAAGUGGAGUUUCUCUUGUAUCGUACAUGGGAAGACCCUCGAUUGAAGUACAAGGAUAAUGACCGUCACAAGUAUCUAAAUGGCAUGAGUCAUGUUAACAAUAUAUGGUUACCAAAUACUUACAUUGUGAAGCACGGAAGCCUGAAGGAUCCUUUGGUUGAUAUGAGUUUACGAGUGUACAGUAAUGGAACAAUUGUUCAUAUUUUGAGAAGGGCAAUUGCUAUUAACUGCCAAGGAAAUCUGAAAAUAUUUCCUUUCGAUAAUCCUAAAUGUCCAUUUGCUAUCGAAAGCGUAUCGUUGGAAAGUGAUGAAAUGCAGCUGCACUGGGCCCCCGUUGGCAACCUGACUACGGCGUCAUCUUUACAAUCUUUCAAUGCAUAUCUCAUUCACUCAGAGAUUGGGGAAUGCGGAGAAAUGUUCACUUGGAGAGGCAAUUUUAGCUGCUUGCAUAUAUUACUAGUCUUCACUCGAGAUAAGAAUUUCUACUUUAGUACAGUCUUUGUGCCUGGGAUCAUACUGGUGGCAAGUUCUUUUAUCAGUUUUUGGCUUGAUAAAAAUGUUGUCCCAGCCAGAGUAAUGAUUGGUGUGACUACAAUGCUUAGUUUUUGCACUACAACGAACAAUUUUCGAUCAUCUUUGCCUGUCGUGUCGAAUCUCACUGCCAUGAAUCUGUGGGAUUUCGUUUGCAUGUUCUUCAUCUACAGUUCCCUUUUAGAAUUUGUAUUUGUAAACUAUCUCUACAGAAAGCCUCCAAAAGAACCUCAAGAUGGGCCAUGCAGUAAAUGUAAGCAAGCUAGCAAGUCCCAAGUGCAUGAAGUGGUAACCGAAGCAGAAGCAUCAAAGGAGAAGGAGGAAGAAAAGACUGGUAAAUUAAGAAUGGCUUGGUUGAGAACUCCCGCCACUGAAAGAAUAAUAAAGAUGCCUUCUAAAGAACUCUCUAUUAAAAUAGAGGACACUGCAAAAAUUGUAUUCCCAACCCUUUUUACAGUUUUUGUAUUAAUAUUUUUUAUUGUAUUUGCUGGUAUAUUGCCUCAGAACAAAGAUAAUUGGGUUAUUCAAGGUGGAACUACUACUGUUAUUUAAUUGUUUUGUAAACUGUUAUGAAAUUUUAUAUUCGAAUUUAUAUCCAUGGAUAAGAAAAAAUAGUACAAGUCUGCUCUUACAAAGUCACAUUAGGGAAUUUAUUAGUACUGUUUUAAGAUUUUCCGUUAUUUCAAAAGAAUUUCGAACUUUUUAAGGCCGUAACUAUUUAACAUAAGCUUUUUUGGUCAAGCUUAAAUACGCAAUACUAAACUGAACAUAACUUUCUUGGAUUUCGCUUAAUGCGUAUAAUUACAAAUGCAUUCUUAUUAACAGAAAAUAUUAGAUUAAUAUUAAAUUUUUCCUAUAAACCUCUAAACUUCGAUUAAUAUAAUCUAUCUAUCUAUCUAUAUAUAUACACAACUCACUGAGUAGUCCUUCCUAUAAAUACAGCGCACAAAAAGAAAAUUUCUUAAAUAUUUUAAAGCUGUCAUUGAAUUAGAAACAGCAUUUGGCAUAAGUUAAGGAUAAUAAUAAUAACAAUUAUUUCCUGCAAUAAUAAAUAUUGGAAUGCGAUUAAUACUUUACA
Messenger RNA from Stegodyphus dumicola, 1826 nucleotides. RefSeq names its product glutamate-gated chloride channel-like. Gene Ontology annotation, biological process: monoatomic ion transmembrane transport. Gene Ontology annotation, cellular component: membrane. Lineage: Eukaryota; Metazoa; Arthropoda; Arachnida; Araneae; Eresidae. The record is from RefSeq and is a predicted model, not a curated record. Gene Ontology annotation, molecular function: transmembrane signaling receptor activity; extracellular ligand-gated monoatomic ion channel activity.